Molecule: messenger RNA, 351 nt
Organism: Lactuca saligna
Lineage: Eukaryota; Viridiplantae; Streptophyta; Magnoliopsida; Asterales; Asteraceae
Source: the annotation of a GenBank genome assembly
AUGGUGAAUGUCAUGUUGCCACCCAUAAAGAAAGCCAAAAGGAUUCCUCUUCCCAAGCGCUUACUUGAAGGUAAUUUGGAUACAAUACACUUUUGGGUUUAUGAUGAGGCUACUACAAUGGUGAUGAUCAAGCUCAAGAAAAACCAGUUUCGUAUUAUUGAUCCCAAAUAUUUGUUGAAGUUUGGAGAACGUGAUAUCAACACUUUAUCAAACUUUCAGAUUAUCAUAGAGAAUGAAUUAUUUGAAGCUGCCAUGAAAGCUUUCACUGGAAUGGUAGCUACAAUUAUCGACAAGAAGCUGUGGACAGGGGCAUUUGACCUAGCUGAUGUUCAUCUUGUUGAGAAACCUUGA